AUGAAAAAAGCACACACACUCAUCGCAUCGACCAUCGGUCUCGCUGCCAUCGGCGCUGGACUUGCUGGAUUUACAUCCAGCGCCAACGAAGCAAGCAACGCGAUCUUAGAGACUUCAGUCGAAUCGGUUGCUGCCGAGUCUUACGCUGUGGACGCGGUCCACUCGACCGUCCUCUUCAAGAUCCGUCACGGCGGAGUGAGCAACUUCUACGGCCGAUUCAACAAACUCAAUGGAACCAUCGAGUUCGACAAGAGCGAUGUCGCCAGUUCCUCGAUGAGCUUCACCAUCCCCGCGUCCUCAGUAGAUACCAACAACAAAGAUCGCGAUGAUCAUGUCAAGAACGCGGAGUUCUUCAACGCGCGUCAGUAUCCUGAGAUCAGCUUUGAAUCCACAUCAAUCUCGGAGGUCUCCGACGGUGUCUAUGCAUUGAGCGGCAAUCUCUCGUUCCAUGGAGAGACCAAAGAAAUCACCGCUGACCUGACCGAAGUCCGCACCGGAACCUUUAGAGGUAAGCCGGUCAUGGGAUUUGAAGCGAGCUUCUCAAUUAAACGAUCCGACUACGGCAUCACCAAGUACCUCGCUGAGGACCUCUCGGACAAUGGCCCGCUUGGGAACACUGUUGAGAUCACAGUCGCGAUCGAAGCCGUGAAGCAAUAA
This is a messenger RNA of Symbiodinium sp. CCMP2592, 657 nucleotides long. NCBI's taxonomy places the organism in Eukaryota, Dinophyceae, Suessiales, Symbiodiniaceae. The record is from the annotation of a GenBank genome assembly.